GCGGCCGAGUCGUCAGUCCCGCCCUCGGUUCUUUCGCGUUUUCGGUCAGUCUCCGUUCGGCGUUCGAACGGCGAGGUGUGUAUAGCGCAUGUGCGCACCGGUUACUGUGGCGUACUGCGAGGUUAUCAUGGACGCGCCCGGCGGAGCGCGGGAGCCCCGCUUCGGGUCGCCGUACGGGAUGGGACUGCUGGGAGAAGUGCCGGAUAUGUACGGAGCGGGCCGGCCGCCCAGCGCGCUGGGGCUGCGGCCCGGCAUGCAGGCCUGUCCGGGGCCGCGCGGCGUCAAGCGGCCCUCGGAGCAGUGCUACGACGAGCGGCCGUCGCCCAGCCUGGGGCUGGAACACUGUGCGAUGCCGGACAUGGCGGACGACGGCUACGCCUCGCUCCAGCCCAAGAAGUCCCCGCCCAGCAACGGCAAGAAGACCAAGGGCCGCGUCAAGAUCAAGAUGGAGUACAUCGACAACAAGCUGCGCCGGUACACCACCUUCUCCAAGCGGAAGACCGGCAUCAUGAAGAAGGCUUACGAACUGUCCACUCUGACGGGUACACAAGUGAUGCUAUUGGUUGCAUCGGAGACUGGCCACGUAUACACGUUCGCGACGCGGAAACUUCAGCCUAUGAUCACGUCAGAUUCAGGCAAAAGGCUCAUACAGACGUGCCUCAACUCCCCUGAUCCGCCGAGUGUGAGCGAGCAGAGAAUGGCAGCCACCGGGUUCGAAGAAACGGAGCUGACAUAUAACGUAGUAGACGACGAUAUGAAGGAACUGGAAGAUAAUACUGGGAGCAAUACUAAAUGCAAGGAUGAACCGGCUUCGUCAGGCGACAGUGGCGACGAGAGCGGCAGUGAACCGGAGUCUCCCAGUGAAAAGCUUCUACAGCAGAACCACAAGCAAGAUUGGGUGAUAUGUACGGACAAGGAGCGCGAAAUUAACAGAGAAACUCCAUCUGACAACCAACCGUCCACUUCAACGUCAAAUCCUGAACCAGAGAGCAGCAAGUCAAGCCAACCAUCCCUACCAAAGCUACUGCCAAAGAUAGAUCUACCGGGAGGAGCGAUGCUGUACCAUUCGAGUGUGUUGGGCUUGGACGGCCUUGGAAGCAACCUCGGACUGGGCAAUCUGGCUAUGGGCUACCCUCACAGUUUCAUAUUAGGACUGGCUAACCAAGGACAAGAAGGAGCAUCAUCAUCGUCUACUCAACCGCAGUUCAUCACAAUACCGCUGUCCAUGGCGAUGGCUGCAGCGUCAGGACCAACGCCCAACGGAUGUCCCAGUGCCUCUAGCGAUGACAGCAGUGAGCUCCAGGACCUGAGCACUGGAGGGAGGAAGUGAGGGUUAUUUCAGAUGGCUGAAGACUGGAGUAUCUAUAUUUUAAUAUUUCUUAUAACAUCACCUGUAUUCUGAACUCUAUCUUAUCGUACCAAAGGUGUAUAUGAAGUGAGCUUUGUAUUGUAACUUCAAUAAUAAACCAUUUUGUAUGAGUAUAAAACUUCUUGUAUUCUACUAAUUUAUCGAACAAUUUCGAAUUUACUUAGACAUUUAUAUUAGAGUAUUCGACUGCUAGCCUUUUCUUCGAUGGGAUUUCCCAUCAGCAACAUCUCAGCAACCAUCUAGUUUUUUCAAAUGUAUAGACUGAAAUCUGUGGAGCGAGUUUUGAUGUAGUUUACAACGAAGCAGAUUUAUGUAUUAUGCGUAAAAAAUGAGUUCUCACGCGCCAAUUUAACGUUAUGUAUCAAAAUCAUGUCAAUCAUGUCUGAUCCAACACAUAUUAAACACAAUUAACAUUUACAAAAUUAACGCCUUAAAAUCUAACUUAACACAUCGAUGAACUUAACUUAAGGUUUGUAGGUAUACUAUUUGUGUAGUGCCAACGAAAAGGCCCGACUCAGCUAAAUGUUGUGGAUACCAAAUUUAACCACAACCCUGUUAUGCUAUUUUAGUCCUUAUUCUAAAGGUAAAUCGUACUUUUGACAUGACAGUUGACCCAUAGUUAAAAUGGCGCGUGAGAAGUCAUUUUGUACGGACAAU
Messenger RNA from Maniola jurtina (meadow brown), 2026 nucleotides. RefSeq names its product serum response factor homolog (gene bs). Lineage: Eukaryota; Metazoa; Arthropoda; Insecta; Lepidoptera; Nymphalidae. The coding region runs from base 89 to 1330 and encodes 413 amino acids. The record is from RefSeq and is a predicted model, not a curated record. Gene Ontology annotation, biological process: positive regulation of transcription by RNA polymerase II. Gene Ontology annotation, molecular function: RNA polymerase II cis-regulatory region sequence-specific DNA binding; protein dimerization activity; DNA-binding transcription factor activity, RNA polymerase II-specific. The transcript is spliced from 7 exons.